AUGCUGCCAUCACACAAAUUCAAGUUGACAGCUUUUCUCAUUCUUACUGCCAUUGCCUCCACACCUUAUGCAUUCAGAAGCUCAACUUGCCGUUGUUUCCCUGGAGAUGACUGCUGGCCCUCAACUUUGACCUGGAACGCCUUCAAUCAAUCUGUCGAUGGACGUCUUGUGGCCACUGAGCCCCUCGCCACUCCUUGCCAUGUUCCAUCAUACGAUGAAAAAACGUGCGAGGUCUUGAAGGAGGGCUGGCUUUUGCCUGAGGAACACUACCAAUCGUCCUCGUCUAUGAUGGCCCCAUUCUUCACAAAUGGAACAUGCGAUCCAUAUCACCCAAUCUCGAAGCCAUGCACUCUAGGUAACUUUGUUCGUUACGCAGUCAAUGUGUCCUCGCCCGCGCAUGUGGCUGAGACAUUGAAAUUUGCGACGAAGAACAAUCUCCGGUUCAUUAUCCGCAAUACCGGCCAUGAUUACAACGGAAAGUCCACCGGCGCAGGUGCUCUUUCGGUGUGGACACACCACCUUAAAGAUAUAGAGAUAAGGGACUGGAAGGACGAAAAUUACACUGGCAAAGCUUUCAGGCUCGGCGCUGGUGUUCAGGGAAUUGAAGCAUAUGAGGCCGCUCAUAAACACGGGCUUCGAAUGGUCGGUGGAGAAUGCCCUACUGUCGGCCUUGCAGGUGGAUACAGCCAAGGAGGCGGCCACUCUUCCUUGUCUUCCAAGUAUGGACUAGGUGCAGACCAGGUCCUCGAGUGGGAGGUUAUCGAUGGUAAUGGCCGGUUUCUCGUUGCAAACCGUACUCACAACACUGAUCUUUACUGGGCGCUGGCAGGUGGCGGUGGUGGUACAUACGGUGUCGUUUGGUCCAUGACCUCCAAGGCUCAUCAGGAUAGUCAAGUUUCUGGUCUGAAUCUUACUUUCACCACCGAUGGUAUUUCCGACGACACGUUUUUCAAAGCUGUGGAGCUUUACAAUACUCAUUUGCCAUCUAUUGUUGAUGAGAGGGUCAUGAGUAUAAACUUCCUAACCAACACUUCCUUCGCUAUAUCUCCAAUGACUGGGCCCGGUGUUCCACUAAAGAAGCUGUUGGGUCUCAUACAGCCAGUUCUCAAUGGCCUGGAUAACCUUGGCAUCAAGUACCAAUACACUGUAGAGGAGUUUGAUACAUUCCUUGAUCAAUUUAAUGCCCAGAUUCCCCUUGUUGAGAUUGGAGUUGCCCAGUAUGGUAGCUGGCUUCUUCCACGGUCGAUCCUUGAGAGUCCAGAGACCCGCCAAAAGUUCACAAAUUCUGUUCGCACUGUCCUUUCUUAUGGUGCUACAUUGACCACUGUGGGUAUAAAGGUGACCAAGGAAGUGACCGGGGAAGUUUACAACUCCGUGAACCCUGCGUGGCGCCGCGCUAUCGCCCACACCCUGAUGUCCACUCCUUGGGAGUUCAAUGAGCCGGAAAAAAUGCUCGAGAAGCGGGAAUUGAUGACCGACAAACUUGCCGAUUUCCGCCAGCCCGACUUCAAGAGUGCCUUUUAUGGGGAAAAUUACCACAAGUUGCGUUCAAUCAAGACUAAGUAUGACCCGAACGACCUCUUCUAUGGAUUGACUGCUGUUGGCUCCGAUGAGUGGACCAUUUCCGACAGUGGACGGAUGUGCCGUACUAGUCCCCCCGAGUGA
Molecule: messenger RNA, 1665 nt
Organism: Penicillium odoratum
Lineage: Eukaryota; Fungi; Ascomycota; Eurotiomycetes; Eurotiales; Aspergillaceae
Product: FAD-dependent oxidoreductase
Exons: 4
Coding region: 1-1665 (554 amino acids)
Molecular function (GO): oxidoreductase activity; FAD binding
Source: RefSeq, a predicted model, not a curated record